Molecule: messenger RNA, 2864 nt
Organism: Ictalurus furcatus (blue catfish)
Lineage: Eukaryota; Metazoa; Chordata; Actinopteri; Siluriformes; Ictaluridae
Gene: mfsd8
Product: major facilitator superfamily domain containing 8
Exons: 12
Coding region: 1170-2444 (424 amino acids)
Biological process (GO): transmembrane transport
Cellular component (GO): lysosomal membrane
Molecular function (GO): transmembrane transporter activity
Source: RefSeq, a predicted model, not a curated record
GUUUAACACAAAAAUGUCUCUUCUGGAAUCAGAAGAAAGUACUCCUCUGCUCAAAGGAGAUGCUGACAGCACACAGGAUGCUGAGAGGAGCCGGUGGAGGUCGAUCAGGGUCAUGUACUUCACCAUGUUCCUCAGCAGCGUGGGUGAGAUCGAGAACUUACUGUAUUCCUGUUCUUAUGAACUGCUGUGUAACUGUAACAGAAACAGCUCUAUACACAGAGAUAUUCCACUGCACGGGGUAAUGUAAUGCUCUUAUCUGUAUCUGCUUAGUUUUAAUUAAGUAAAAAAUGUCAGCAGUGUCAGCGUGGUAUGUGAAUUCUGCUCACGUCAUCAUUAUUAUCUGUAUUUUUUUUUCCGAAUAGGAAAGGAAUAAUGGGCAAAAAGUCCUAAAGGAAGAUCACAAAGAUUAUAAGUUAGCAGGCUAUAAGAAGGAGGCUGGGAUAUCGGCGAAGUAUUGACUGAUGCCCGGGCGCCAAAACUUUUCCACACGCCAAAUUUCAGAAACGUGUUCUUCCCGUUAUUGAGAGAUCGCGAUGCGUAGCCGGGAGUCCAAGAGAGCAGAUAUUUGUGUGGGUGGGAGGGGCAUACACUUGUGCCCAAAAGUUUGCACACCCCUUGCAGAAUCUGCUAAAUUUUAAUACUGUUAACAAAACAAGACGGAUGAUAAAAAUCCCAUGUUGUUGUUUAUUUAGUCCUGUCAUGGAUGAGCUAUUUCACAUAACAGAUGUUUACAUAUCACCGAUCAUCCUGUUCAAAAGUUUACACCCCCCUGUCUCUUAAUUUAUCGUGUUGCCUCCUUGGGCAUCAGUGAACGUUUGCAUCUUAUGUAAUAGUCGUGUACGAGUCCCUCAGUCGUCCUCGGUGUGAAAAGACUGACCUGAACAUCAUAUAGUCGCUGUUGGAAAGAUUUCAAAUAUACGAAAGAUGCCGGAAAAGUAAAGAAUGUGCAAGAUCUGGAGGAUUUUCCUGAAGAACAGUGGGCGGUUUAACUGCUCAGGACAAACAAGGGACUCGUGAAGAACUCUCACAGAACAUAAACACGUCAUGUCGUGGAUCAUCCAGGUUUUACAAUCGUCAUCACAUCCAUAUGGCCUUAUCUACAAAAGAUCGACGGCAGCGCAGACGCUAGUUUUCUGGGUUGGGUGGUGGCUGCGUUUAGCCUGGGACAGAUGGUGGCGUCGCCCCUGUUCGGACUUUGGUCCAAUCACAGGCCUCGAAAGGAGCCGCUGGUGUGUUCCAUCGUCUUGAACGUUGCAGCGAACAUGUACUACUCCUACGUGUACCUGCCUCCGUCUCACAACAAAUACCACAUGCUCCUGGCUCGAGCGUUCGUCGGAUUUGGAGCAGGUAACGUAGCUGUCGUGAGGUCUUACGUAGCAGGAGCCACCUCGCUGAAGGAGAGAACCGGCGCUAUGGCUAACAUGAGCGCCUGCCAGGCUCUGGGCUUCAUCCUCGGCCCAGCUCUUCAGGCUGGUCUCUCGUUUAUCGGUGAGAACGGCUUCAGCGUGGACGUCGUUCACCUGAAGUUUAACAUGUACACGGCUCCGGCGCUGCUCGCCGCCUGCUUCGGUGUCAUCAACAUCCUGCUAGUUGUCAUCGUCCUGAGAGAGCAUCGUGUAGAUGACCACGGCAACCAGAUCAGAGCGAUUAACUACGUCUCAGAAGAGCAGCUAGCCGUGCCUCCCGAAGUGGAAGGAGAUAUCGACCAGGUCGCAGUGCUUACAUCCAACGUCCUUUUCUUCGUCAUCCUCUUCAUUUUCGCUGUGUUUGAAACUAUAUCCACUCCUUUAUCGAUGGACAUGUUUGCGUGGACGAGGAAAGAAGCCGUCCUGUACAACGGGGUCAUUUUGGCGGCCAUUGGCUUCGAGUCCGUUAUAGUGUUCCUCGUGGUGAAGGUGAUCUCUGUGCGGUUUGGUGAUCGUCCAGUGCUCUUGGGUGGCCUAGUCAUCAUAUUUAUCGGCUUCUUUAUCCUGCUACCCUGGGGAAACCAUUAUCCAAAAAUUCAAUGGGCAGAUCUUCAGAACACCUCCAUGCCAGCUUUGGUGCGUUCCCCAGUCUCUAACAGUAGUGUGGAACCGACCGGAUGCCCUUCAGAUCAGAUCUGGUGCCAGUUCACCCCCGCCAUCCACCUGGCACAAUACCUCACAUCCGAUAUCCUCAUAGGAGUGGGCUACCCCGCCUGCAACGUCAUGUCCUACACACUGUACUCGAAGAUCCUGGGACCCAAACCACAGGGUUUGUACAUGGGCUGGCUGACAGCCUCAGGCAGCGGUGCUCGCACCCUGGGCCCCGUGUUUGUCUCUCAGGUCUACACCAACUUGGGUCCUCGCUGGGCCUUCAGUCUGAUCUGCGUUAUCGUCCUGGCGGCCAUCGUGCUCCUCACAGCUAUGUACAGACGACUAAUAGCCUUCUCUGUGCGCUACAGAAUGAUACACGAGGGCUGACGUCAGAGGACUAACCGUAUUCUACCUUCAAGGACUAAAGACUCCAGGUGGUGGGGGAUGGGUGGAAGAUUCCCCGAAACUCGUUUUAAAGUCCAUAAACCUUUUUAAACUAUGUUGAAUAAUAAAUGUGUCGAGUCCACAGGAAAUAGAAAAUCAGAACAUAGGACUAGCGACGGUAUUUUAAAAUGUAUUAAAUAAAUAGUGUGAUUUUCAGCACAAGCCCAGACGAAACCGGAGACACUGUCUGACACUUUACAACUAAUUUUUAUUAUUAACUUUACAAAAUGUAUUAAUGUAUACACGUGGAUGCUGGUUAUAGUGAAGAACUGGAUGCUCAGGGUUUGGUACCCGAGAUGAAUUUCUACAUAUUUAACUUAUUAUUGUCCAGAGUUUUAUUUUAAUCCUGUUCUGACGUGUAUU